UUUGUAGUGCACUAAGCAUCAUGGUUUCAUCGGCAUAAGGAUACCUAAAAAGGCUAGAUUCUCUUGCUCAUGACCUCUGAUUUGCUCUCAUCGAUGGCUCUUGAACAUAACUAUUCAAAGGCGAAUCUCACACAACCAGACUUGAAAAGACUUGGACUUGAGCCUUUCGAAGAAUAUCACGUAUUUGACAAUCCGGUCUCAGUCAUUUAUCUAAACCAUAACGAUGAGAAGUUCCUGAUGAUUGUUGAUGAAGUUCACAAAUACUGUGAUGGGACCCUGAAGAUAAUCCGUGAACAGCUUAAACCAAAGAAAGACGAACUCGACAAGAAAUCGAAAGAAGCUUCCAAAGAUGAACUCAAGGAACUCCAAAGGACAGAUAACAUUCUGAAAGCAAUCGAGAAACAGCUUGACAGAAGAAAGUGUCUUAGGAACUACAAGCAUGCACUAAAUCUGUGCAAGCACUACUAAAGAGCUCAGAAGUGAAGAUACCCAGCAAGAUGGCACUCGAUCACAAAGGGGGAGAUUGUUAGAACUAUUUUAUUGUGAAUAAAGUUUGUUUGUAAUGUCUUGUUUAAUAAAUUAUAAUAGAUGUACCAUUUAUGGUAUUAGUAUUAUUAUGUAAUAAUUGGUAGUGAGGGAAUAAGGCCCAAAAAGGCU
Cuscuta epithymum is the source of this 657-nucleotide messenger RNA. NCBI's taxonomy places the organism in Eukaryota, Viridiplantae, Streptophyta, Magnoliopsida, Solanales, Convolvulaceae. The record is from the annotation of a GenBank genome assembly.